CUCAAACUUGCAGGCGACUACUGCGAUGUCUACCUGACACACGACUCUAUGAGUGUGCGCAAGGCGCAUAACUCGGGUCGAAACCACUUGAGGAACGUGGUGGACUACUACCAACAAAUCGGCCAAGAAAAGGCUCAAUCCGUCAUCGAUUCCAUUACCUCCUCCUACGCCGCCGAGGGCCAACAGGCCCCUAACAUGAUGCCUCCAGGCGCUUUCCCUCCUCCCUUUGGCGGAUUCCCCGGCCGCCCCGGCAUGCCGCCCCCAUUCGGCAUCCCUCCGCCAGGUGCCCCCGGUGCCCCAGGCAUGCUACCUCUCCCAGGAGCCCACGGUCUUCCCUUCCCGCCACCUUUCCCCAACGCCUCCGGAACUCCUCCAACAGGCGGCUUCCCCCCGCCCCUCCCUAACAUGCCCCAAGGCAUGAUCCCUCCUCCAGGAGGCUUCCCCAACUUCCCUAUUCCUCCGCCUGGCGCGGGAUUCCCGCCCAUGCCUCAGCCUGGCAUGGCGCCUGGCGGCCCAUCGCCUAGCACUCCAACUGGUCCUCGCGGCUUGGAGGGGUAUCCUCCUCCUCCUGGGAAUGGACCUCCCCCUGGGAUGGAUCAACGGUGGUGA
Messenger RNA from Penicillium soppii, 609 nucleotides. RefSeq names its product putative U1 snRNP complex component Yhc1. The transcript is spliced from 4 exons. NCBI's taxonomy places the organism in Eukaryota, Fungi, Ascomycota, Eurotiomycetes, Eurotiales, Aspergillaceae. Gene Ontology annotation, biological process: spliceosomal snRNP assembly; mRNA splicing, via spliceosome; mRNA 5'-splice site recognition. Gene Ontology annotation, molecular function: zinc ion binding; pre-mRNA 5'-splice site binding. The annotation marks the transcript as partial. The record is from RefSeq and is a predicted model, not a curated record. Gene Ontology annotation, cellular component: nucleus; U1 snRNP.